AUGGAGUUCAAUUAUUUGAUAACAAAGAAGAAGCUUGAAGGAGAGGAUUUCCUUGAUGUGCUUAACGCAUGUACAGAAAAGCAGACUGCGGCCUUGGGUGAUUGCAACAUGCGAAAUCUCAAGCGAGGAGAUAUCUUGCAGCUUGAGAGGAAAGGAUAUUUCCGAUGUGAUGUUCCCUACGUCAGGCCUUCAAAGCCUAUAGUUCUCUUUGCAAUCCCCGACGGCAGGCAGCAUACUGGGUUUAAUUGA
Messenger RNA from Prunus armeniaca (apricot), 249 nucleotides. NCBI's taxonomy places the organism in Eukaryota, Viridiplantae, Streptophyta, Magnoliopsida, Rosales, Rosaceae. The record is from the annotation of a GenBank genome assembly.